GCCCCCUGACCCUGCGCGGCGGCAGCGGCGGCAGGAGUGGAGGCUGCUGCUGGCCGUUUCCUGGUGGCCUGGCGGCGGCGCGGGAGGGAGGAUGCGGCGCAGGUCUCGGCUGCUGCUCUGCUUUGCCUUCCUCUGGGUGCUGGGCAUCGCCUACUACAUGUACUCGGGCGGCAGCGCCGCACUGGCUGGCGGCAGCGGCGGCGGGAGGAAGGAGGACCCAAAUGAUAUCGACCCAAAAAGGAAAGAUGUGCGUGGCAGCGAUGGGGAAGACAAAGCACAAAGUGUGGAGACGCUACCUCCAGGAAAAGUUCGGUGGCAAGACUUCGAUCAAGAUGCUUAUGUUGGCGCUACCGUGGUGCGAUCUGGUCAGGAUCCGUAUGCCCGCAAUAAGUUCAAUCAGGUGGAAAGUGACAAACUGCGAAUGGACCGAAGCAUUCCUGACACCAGGCAUGAUCAGUGUCAGCGGAAACAAUGGCGGAUAGAUUUGCCAGCCACUAGUGUGGUGAUCACCUUUCAUAAUGAGGCAAGAUCUGCUUUGCUUCGAACUGUUGUCAGUGUCCUUAAAAAAAGCCCAUCACAUCUUAUUAAGGAAAUCAUACUGGUGGAUGACUACAGUAACGAUCCUGAGGAUGGUGCUCUUUUGGGAAAAAUUGAGAAAGUGCGGGUUCUUCGCAAUGAUCGCCGAGAAGGCUUGAUGCGCUCCCGUGUCAGAGGUGCAGAUGCAGCACAAGCAAAAGUGCUGACCUUCCUGGAUAGUCACUGUGAAUGUAAUGAACACUGGCUGGAACCACUUCUGGAAAGAGUAGCUGAGGACAAGACCAGAGUUGUGUCUCCUAUUAUUGAUGUAAUUAAUAUGGACAACUUCCAGUACGUGGGGGCGUCAGCUGAUUUAAAAGGCGGCUUUGAUUGGAACCUGGUGUUCAAAUGGGAUUACAUGACACCAGAGCAAAGAAGAGCACGGCAAGGAAAUCCAGUAGCUCCCAUAAAGACACCCAUGAUAGCUGGUGGCUUGUUUGUGAUGGACAAAUCCUAUUUUGAAGAACUAGGGAAGUAUGACAUGAUGAUGGAUGUUUGGGGUGGAGAAAACUUGGAAAUCUCGUUCAGAGUUUGGCAGUGUGGUGGAAGCCUAGAAAUCAUCCCUUGCAGCAGAGUGGGUCACGUAUUCCGCAAACAGCAUCCUUACACAUUUCCUGGUGGGAGUGGUACUGUGUUUGCAAGAAAUACACGCAGGGCAGCAGAAGUCUGGAUGGAUGAGUACAAAAAUUUCUAUUACGCAGCAGUGCCUUCAGCCAGGAAUGUACCUUAUGGCAAUAUUCAAAGCCGUAUGGAACUUAGAAAGAGACUUAGCUGCAAACCCUUCAAGUGGUAUCUUGAAAAUGUUUAUCCUGAGUUACGGGUACCUGAUCAUCAAGAUAUAGCUUUUGGGGCUUUGCAACAGGGUACCAACUGCCUUGACACUUUGGGCCACUUUGCAGAUGGUGUUGUCGGAGUUUAUGAAUGUCAUAAUGCCGGGGGAAACCAGGAAUGGGCCUUAACAAAGGACAAGUCGGUGAAACAUAUGGAUUUGUGCCUUACUGUCGUGGACAGAGCACCUGGUUCACUAAUAAAACUUCAGGGCUGCAGGGAAAAUGACAGCAGACAGAAAUGGGAACAAAUUGAAAGCAACUCUAAACUGAGGCACGUUGGCAGCAACCUCUGUCUAGACAGCCGAAAUGCCAAAAAUGGUGGUCUCACCGUUGAGAUCUGCAGUCCUUCUUUGUCACAACAGUGGAAAUUCACACUCAAUCUGCAGCAGUAGAAAGACUUAAAGCAAAAUGCUGUUUCGAUUCAGAGACAUUGGGCAAAGUUUUGAUUGAAUUACUGAUGUAUUUCUUAAAACUUUCCACGGAACUUAUAUACCUCAGUAUUCCACCUUUAUCUGAAAAUAGGAGAGUGCUGAAGCAGACAGCAGGGAUCCAGGGGACUUGGAGCACUGCAAAAGUGUCACUGAACAUGACUGCAGCACAGUUCCUUCUUGGUGUGAAGACUUCAACGGUUCCUUUCUGUCUUCAGUUACACACUUGCACAGCAGAUAAUUAACUCUAGGAACAACUGAUGUAUGAUAAAAAAGGAUCUGAAGAAACACCUGCGGGGAACAGGGUGUGGGAGGGAGGGAGGGUGGGAACAACUGCUAGGAGAAGGUCAUUUGAAAACUCCAUUUGCAUAGAAACCACGGUUUGUUGUUUCCGGAAACAGAAGUGUCAUUUUGAAGGCUUUUUUUUUUUUCUCCUGUGUGUACUUGGUAAUUUGAAUAUGAACUUUUCUAUGAUGGACUCUAAAUAUAAAUAUAUAAAAGUAUAUAUAUUGUCAGCUCCCAACGGUUUAUAUCAGUUUUCAUCAUCCUAUAAUUAUCAACAAAGUGAUAGACGUAUGUAUAAACAGAAAUUGGAUUGGAAUGCUAGGAGAGUGAAAGUUUAUGAAGGUGCGGAUUUUGUGCUGCUGAGUAUGAUGUCCGUGCUAACACUGGAUGCUUUUGCUUUGCAAACUGGAUCUACUUCUUAACACUUCGCCCUCACUGGAGAUCAUGAAACUCAGGAGGAGAAAGAAAAUAGCAGAAUAAGCCAAUGCAUCUGCACAGAUGAUUGCUCUGAUUGCUUAUUCCAACUUGGAAAUUCAUUACAUGUGCUCUUGGUAACCUUAAACUUGGACUUGAUAUUUGUGUUGAUAAUUUCUGUAGUACUUUGUCUUUAAAAUACUUCUUCUUUCGUUACAAAACGGUAUAAACGGUGCAGAUCUUUAGUGCAGCCAUGUGGGUUCAGCACAGUUUUGUUCUGGCCCUAAUGAGAAAAAUUAGUCUCAGACUCCCCUUCUGAGUUGUCGAAAUAAGAUGCAAUAGUAACGUCACUGUCGACAGCACAAGACCUGAAUUUCAACUUGCAAGGAUGAGCAGCUAUGUAAUAUCUCUGAACUGCACUUGCUUAAUUUAUAGACUUACUACUGGGAAAUUUUCUUCCAUUUUGUUUCUUUAAAUGGAGCUUUUGAAGGGAUUCAGGCUUGGCUCUGGGAAUCGGCCUGGAUACCAGCAGAUCCUAUGUGUUUUAACCAUAGAACCCAUGCGUUUUGCAGCUUCAGUCCAGCUGAUGUCAUUUUUAUAUUAAAGUAAUACUGUCAAAGUUAACCGCA
Messenger RNA from Neopsephotus bourkii (Bourke's parrot), 3162 nucleotides. It is a transcript of the gene GALNT2, whose product is annotated as polypeptide N-acetylgalactosaminyltransferase 2. The transcript is spliced from 16 exons. The record is from RefSeq and is a predicted model, not a curated record. Gene Ontology annotation, cellular component: Golgi apparatus. Bases 92 to 1798 code for a protein of 568 amino acids. Lineage: Eukaryota; Metazoa; Chordata; Aves; Psittaciformes; Psittacidae.